This is a messenger RNA of Zasmidium cellare ATCC 36951, 570 nucleotides long. RefSeq lists its product as uncharacterized. The record is from RefSeq and is a predicted model, not a curated record. Lineage: Eukaryota; Fungi; Ascomycota; Dothideomycetes; Mycosphaerellales; Mycosphaerellaceae. The coding region runs from base 1 to 570 and encodes 189 amino acids. The transcript has a single exon.
AUGGCCGUCCAGGAACCCAUCACACCAACUUCCCCAGCCUCGAUAGAGCCAUCGCACCCCAAGACAGGUUCAGUCCACCUUCUACUAGAAACGAGCAACUCGAGCCACUCAUCCGCGAUACUCAAACCCACCUACACGAAAAAGAGCCCUACCGCACAACUCCUCGAAACCCGCUCCCUCUCCAUCCUCCGCGCCUUCAACGCCCGCGACGUCGCCGCCCCAUACAGCCUACACUCCACGCCCGACUUCCACUUCCUCCACGAGGAUAACCGCGGGCACUGCACCCGCCUCAACAAACAGCAAGCCAUGCACUGGAUGCGCCACACGAUCCUCAAGAAUAUCGAACACUUCGCGGAGGUCCUGGGGAGCGCGGUGGAGGUCGAUGAAAAGACGGGGCUGGGGGUUGUGUGGAUUGGGAUGAGGAUCCAUGAUCGUCCUGAUGGAUUUAUGCCGGGGAGGGAGAAAGUGACGGUUUUUUAUUGGAGAAAUUGCCGCGGGUACGGUGGGGAGAGUAGGUGGAUGUGGUGGAAGCAGGUCUGUUUGAGUGCGAGGAUGCCGUUUCCGCGAUGA